Molecule: messenger RNA, 3222 nt
Organism: Fusarium sp. VM40
Lineage: Eukaryota; Fungi; Ascomycota; Sordariomycetes; Hypocreales; Nectriaceae
Source: the annotation of a GenBank genome assembly
AUGUCCGGCCGUGCCGUUUCGAACUCUCAACAUGCCCAACGGCCCUUCAGUUCCGGCCACCAACUCUAUCGCGAAGUCCCUGAUUUGCACGCUGCGUCUUCCCCCUCUCACAGCGCACUAAUGGAUACCUCACACUUCGACGAUUUCGCGUUCGCCUACCAAGGCCUUCCCGACCAAGCCUCUCUGAAUUCUCUAGCAGAUCACACACACCCGUCGCAAUCUCCCACGGCGUUCCCUCAACACCAGGCCAUGUCUGGUCUUACGCAUAACGGUCUGCCAUUUGGCGCCUUAUCUGCAGGUAACCGAAGCCAGAGCAUGGAUGGUUCCGAUGCACCACCAGACCGAACAUCUCCCGCAUCCAACGCCCUCGAAGAUUCUACCACUGAUGAAUUUGGGCUGGCUUCUCGUAACCGUGCUGAUGGGACCGAUCUAGGUGGUAAGCCUAAGGAGGAUAAAGCGGAUGCCACACCCGCUUGGAGUGAACUCAAGACCAAGGCUGGCAAGGAACGAAAACGCCUCCCGCUCGCCUGUAUCGCAUGCCGCCGAAAGAAGAUCCGAUGUUCGGGCGAGAAACCUGCCUGUAAACACUGUCUGCGGUCACGUAUCCCAUGCGUCUACAAGGUCACGACUCGGAAGGCGGCGCCUCGAACAGAUUACAUGGCUAUGCUCGACAAGCGAUUGAAACGUAUGGAAGAACGCAUCAUCAAAGUCAUACCAAAAUCAGACCAGGAAGUCGCAUCAUCAGUAACCCGUGCUGUUGUCAAACCAGCAAUACCAGGAACUGUACCUUCCAAUAAAUCUACAAAAAAGCGUGGUGCUGAAGAAGCUUUCGGACCUGACCUGGAAGCGUGGGCCAAGGCUCCUUCGAAGCCCAAACCUGAUGGCGAUGAUAGGCCCAGCAGCUUACAAGUCCAAGAAACAGAGGAGAACAAGUUGCAGCAUGAAGGGACCGAAGCUCUUCCCUCCAAGGAGAUACAGGAGCAUCUCGCAGAGGUGUUUUUCGACAACAUAUAUGGCCAAUCCUACCAUCUUCUCCACAAACCAAGCUAUAUGCGAAAGCUAAAAAAUGGAACAUUGCCCCCAGUGCUUGUUCUCACAGUGUGCGCUGUGGCUGCUCGGUUUACGUCAAACCCACUAGUGAGCUCUUCAGGGCCCGAGUUCUUACGCGGUGAAGAAUGGGCGUCACACGCUCGAGAUAUUUGCACCAGACGAUACGAAUGGCCAAACCUCACAAUCUUAACAUGUCUCCUCAUUUUGGGCCUACACGAAUUUGGAACGUGUCAAGGUGGCCGUAGCUGGGCUCUGGGCGGACAAGCUAUCCGAAUGGCUUUUGCUCUUCAGCUUCAUAAAGACUUGGAGUACGAUCCUUCGGGCCGUACUGGCACCAAAAAGCAGCUCAGUUUCAUUGAUCGAGAAAUUCGACGACGCAUAAUGUGGGCUUGCUUCCUUAUGGAUCGCUUCAACUCUUCUGGCACGGAUCGGCCUAUGUUCAUUAGGGAGGAUACCAUUCAAAUUCCACUGCCAGUGAAGGAGAAAUACUUCCAGUUCGACAUGCCCGCCCCUACUGAGAUGUUGGAUGGUCAAGUGCCUCAUCCGGCGACACCCAAUGAUGGACAACUUGCUGAUGCACGAGAGAACAUGGGGGUCGCGGCCUUCCUCAUUCGGGCUAUUGCCUUAUGGGGCCGAAUCAUCACAUACCUAAGUCAAGGGGGAAAGGACCUCGACCCUAAUCCGAUGUGGGAAGACGAGUCUCACUACGUGAAGCAUCUCAAUGAUGUUGUGGGCCUCGAAGCUAGCCUACCUCUGACACUUAAAUACUCUGCAGAGAACCUCGAAGUCCACAAGACGGAGAACACGGCAAGCCAGUUUCUUUUCAUGCAUAUCUGUCUGCAGCAUAACAUACUAUUUGUGAGCCGGGCCGCUAUAUCAGCACGAAAACAACAGAGCGCACAUGAUAAUUUCUUCUCUGAAGCGAGCAAGCGCACCUUUAACGCCGCAAACCGGAUAUCCGAGCUUCUUCGCGAAGCUGAGCAGUCCAGAUGCUUUGUCUCGGCACCCUUCGCUGGCUACUGUGCAUUUUCCUCGACGACAGUUCAUAUUCUAGGUGUUAUCUCUGGCAACCCCUCUAUCAAACCAACAGCGGAGACGAAUCUGACAACCAACGUUAAGUAUCUUCACAAAAUGAAGAAGUAUUGGGGCAUGUUUCACUGGAUGGUUGAGAAUGUUCGCACUCAGUAUCGAAAUGCCUUGGACUCCAUGAGGGCUGGAGCAAAUCUUCAAGAGCGUGCCACGCAGUCAUCCUUUCUCCAGUACGGCGACUGGUUUAACCGUUACCCGCAUGGCCUUUCUGACGCCGAGUUCAUGGACCCUCUCACUCACAAGCGGAAAGACUCAGGGGCAGAUGGCGUCCUCGAAGCAAAGCCGGAGCUACAAUCAGUGGAAGAAUACUUCUCCACGCUUCCAACACCACAGAGCAUUGAGAACAAGGAUACAAUUCGUGCAGCAGCACCUAAACGAAAGCAUGCCGGAAAGAAACAAGCCGGUUUGCCAGUGCCGCCCGGUCAGCAUCUUGAGUCCUUGCACGGCACCGACUCGGAGCCUGUCGCCGGAGUGGGGGCACAGAACCGCAGAUUCUCGGGUGCUUUAGGACUACAGACAAGUAGUCCAGCUGCUUUCAAUCCUCUCACAGUAUCGAAUCCACAGAAUCCAACUUUCAGCACGGCCAUGUCACCUAUGAGCCCGGCCAAUAUGGCUGCAUUUUCCCACCAUGCGCACACUCCGACGUUCUUCCCACCCGAGCUAUUUGCGAUGAACUUUGGCCAGGGCUCCAGUGGAAACAUCGACCCGCUUGAUCGUCAGCUUGUUUUCGGUGGGUACUCAAUGGAUGCUACGACGGGUCUGGGUGAACAAGAUAUGAUGGGUGGUAUCGAUUGGGAUACCGUUGCCUCAGGUGCUCAGCAGGAUGGAGGCUUACCGGGCAGACGACCUGCAGUCAAGACGAACAUGACAGGUCAAGCGACUGGUAUGACUGACGGGGCGGGACCAGGUGGACCAGAAGCAUCGUCCGCCUGGUUCAUGCCUUUCAACAUGGAGCCUCCAGAGAUGAGCCAAGAUCCUGGCUUCAAUAUGGGUGGAAUUGAUCCUUUCACGGGAGUGUUUGGCGGAGGCAGUGGUUUGGCGACACCGAGUGCAAUGGGUGGGCUACAGCAACAGGGUCCUUAG